AUACCUAUACUCGCGAAGCCGAGAUUGCGCAUGCGCGGAGAUGCCAUCUCAGCGAGACGUCACUGACUACGCUGCUAAACAGAGAUGAAGACUCCUCCAGACAGGACGGGCAUAAAGUUUGAGGUUGGCGCUCAACUGCAGGCCAGAGACCGCCACAAGAACUGGUACGCGGCCACCAUCGAGAAAAUUGACUACGACAAAGAGCGUGUCCUGGUCCACUACCGUCAGUGGAGUCGCCGCCAUGAUGAGUGGUUCCAGUGGAACUCGCCGUACCUGCGGCCACUGGAGCGAGUCAGUCUGAGGAGGCGGGGCCUCACUCAGACAAGUGUGUCGACGCCGUUUGUUUCCGGCACAAAGGUUCUGGCCUGUUGGACCGACUGUCGUUUCUACCCGGCCAAAAUCUUGCAGGUCAACAAGGACGACUCGUACACAGUCCGCUUCUACGAUGGUGUGGUUCGAACCGUAAGGCCAACGAAAGUCAAACCCUUCCAGAGAAAGUUGAGACGUGAGAAGGCGGCGGUGGGAAGCGAGGGGUGGGAAGAAGAAGAGAGCGAAGAAGAGCAGGAGGCAGAAGCAGGAGAGGAGGAGGCGGGGGAGGAGAAGGAAGAAAAGAAGGAAGAUGAAGGCGAGAAGGAAGGAAGCGCAGAGGGCGAGAGGAGACCACGACCUUUAUCAUCGCCUCCACCCGCCAAGAGGAGUAGCCAUAACCCCGAAAACAGUGAGACUCACAAGCAGCCAAUCACAAGCGAGCUCAGCCAGCCAGGUGUCCCAAACCCCGCCCACGUCGACAGAGAUGUCUUGUUGGAGCGUCAGGCCCACCUGCCCACCACUCACAAAUUCAGCAGAGAACCACUGUAUAGGGUUAUAAAAAACCAGCCUCCCCCCAUCCUCUCCAUCGAGUUGGACCACAAUCCCUUCAAGUGUCCGUCGGCAGGCUGCACCAAGUCCUUCCGGAAGGCGGGUCUACUGCACUACCACAUCAAGUAUUACCACUCCGAGCAGCAGCAGCAGCAGCCAGAUGGGCACGGCAGCGCAGUGGAGACGCCAAGGAGGAAGCGCUCCACAUCUGAGGGCGGUCACUUCCUGUAUGACACUUUGAGCGGCACCUGUCAUCAUGACGACAGAGAGCUCAGCACCACUCUAACAGAGGUGAAGAGAGAGACGAUGAGGGAGAAGAGUCGUCAUGAUAGGAAGGAGAGGAAGAACCUCCUGAGAGUCAAACUUAAGAAGAAAAAAAAGAGGAAGAAGAAGAAGAAGAGGAGGAGUCAGUCAGAACCGUGUAGCAGCGACGACGACAUCUCAACUCUGCCUUCUGUCGCCUUUACGCUCGGCAAAGACCAUCAUGGCGGUGCGCACAUGUGUAAAUGCAAAAUGCUAACACAUGCCAACUUGGGCCCAGUACACAACCAACUUGUCUGCUUUCCAGUCGACGACGGUAGCGACUGGUCAACACUGACUGCUGAGAGCGGGGAGGACACGCCCUUUUGGUCGGUCGCCAUGGAGACGGAGGACUGUGAGGUGGUGAGGUGUGUGUGCGAGGUGGACAAGGAGAACGACUUCAUGAUCCAGUGUGAGUCAUGUUUGUGUUGGCAGCACGGCACCUGUAUGGGCUUGUAUGAAAACAACAUCCCGCGCAACUACAUCUGCUACUACUGCAGACACUGCACAGGCUGGAGGCGUGCUCAGCGCUACCAGUCUGAGCCUGACUUGCUGGCGUCGGGUCGCAUGUUUGGCCUGUCUUGUGUGAGGGACAACUACUCUGAGGUCAACGCCUCAAAGAUCACACUUACCAGCCGUCUCCUGGCGCACACGCAUGGUCUCCAUCAGGUCCUUAGCGGGCUGCAGCUCAAAAUUAGCCUCUUACACACGCCCUCGCACCCCGACCUGCAGCUGUGGCAGUUGCCUUGGAGACAAGAGGAGGGGCAAAGGCUGGUGGACGGUCCUAGAGGAGAGACCCCCGUCAGUUAUGUCAGCAGCGAGCACUGCUACCAGAAGCCUGGUGCAUCAUGGGAGAAUAAGAAGGUGGACGAGACCGAGAAGGACAGGCUGACUGUUUCUGUGAAGCAAGAACCACAUGACAACCAGAAGGAAAUACAGAGGGACAAGGAAGACACGAUGCCGUGCAGUGACACCGGCUGGCAUGGCGGGACCAAGGGGACAAAACGCACUGGUGUCGACAAGCACACACAUUACGUUACAUCGGCCACGGAGUGCCAGCUCAACCUGCUGGACCAUGUGGAGUGUCUUCACCAGCAGAUCUGCACCAGGAUGGACCUGGUUGAGAAAGACCUGGAUGUGUUGGAGUCCUGGUUGGACCAUUCCGGCGAGCUGGAACCUCCCGAGCCGCUGUCCCGCCUCCCACAGCUCAAACAACGAAUCAGGCGGCUGCUGCACGAGCUGUCAAUUGUGAGGCGCCUCUCUGUACGCCACUGGCACUGAAAUCGAACACACUUGGACGGCUAACGCACAGCGGGACACAUCGGGGGGGGUCAAGCACUUGUUUACAGUGCGCCUCCCCCCGCCCCGUGGUGGCAGAGUAAUUUAACUUUUUACAACUUAAACACACAUAACAUAAGUUUAGCAUUAGCUUAGCAUGAUUAUUUUAUCACCCACCGCUAUGUUGCUUUGUACAUUGUUGUCUGUUUGAUUUACCAUCAGUGUGUUCAUCUGUAGGAAGUUACAGCAAAGAAACAUAGAUAUGCUGAUUUGGUCUUCGAAUUAGGUCACCAGUUUUUAGUUUGAGGUCAAACGAGCAGUAAUUUACACCUGGGGAUGAAAUCUGCCUCUGCAGCAGUUUAACACAUGACUCAUGCGCGUGUGCAUUUACAUGUACACUACAUGGACAUCGAAGUAUGGACGUUUCAGGUUGGCUUUGUCCCAAAAAUUCUCCAACUCUUGUAACAAGAGUGAAAGCUGUUGAAGCUGCAAAAGACGCAUUUUGUCGACUUCCUGCUGUCCAUAUAGAAGAGAAGACUCCUGACUGAUGAUGAUGACAUCAUAACAUGUUGUGAGUUAACUAAAAACAAUGUAAAAAAGAAAAACACGCUGAAUGUUUUCUAUUCUUGUACAAGAAACUAAAGUGUAAAAAGGUGUAGAUUUUAUUUUGAUAGCUCCGGCAAACGUGCACGAAUGAGAUCGCUGUUGCGCUCUCGUCAGACUUGUAUUCAUUUUUAUCCCGUUUCUGUUUUAAAGCUUGGACAACGUUCGAAGAUGCAUCUUUGAUGAAUUAAAAGCUAGAAGUUGCAA
Molecule: messenger RNA, 3246 nt
Organism: Dunckerocampus dactyliophorus (ringed pipefish)
Lineage: Eukaryota; Metazoa; Chordata; Actinopteri; Syngnathiformes; Syngnathidae
Product: PHD finger protein 20-like
Exons: 17
Coding region: 85-2439 (784 amino acids)
Biological process (GO): regulation of transcription by RNA polymerase II
Cellular component (GO): MLL1 complex; NSL complex
Source: RefSeq, a predicted model, not a curated record